Rodentolepis nana is the source of this 303-nucleotide messenger RNA. NCBI's taxonomy places the organism in Eukaryota, Metazoa, Platyhelminthes, Cestoda, Cyclophyllidea, Hymenolepididae. The record is from the annotation of a GenBank genome assembly.
GAGAAUUCCAGACCUCAAGGUGCAAGACAGUUGGCACUCUCCGAUAUAACCGACUGGCCAGGAAUCGAAGCCGUUGCUAGAAGCUCGAACAAAGGAGAAACAGUGGACAGUGGCACUCUCAACAUACCCGACUGGCCAAGAAUCGAAGCCGUUGCUGAGUUUAGAGUGGCACUCUACCACAUAGCCGAAUGGCCAAGAAUCGAAGCCGUUGCUGAGUUUAGACUUUGGCCAAGAAUCGAAGCCGUUGCUGAGUUUAGACUACGUACUGGACACGAUUGCCUGGCAAAACACCUUCACAGAUAG